UUCCCUAAGCGGCUGCUGUUGCUGCUGCUUCUCCUUUCCUUGUUCCUUGAUUUUCUCAUCCACAACAUAGAUGGAAAAGAAAUGUGUUAUUCAACAAGGUACCAUCAUCAUCAUCAUCAUCAUAGAGCUUUUCUCUUUUCUAGGGUUUUGCCAUGGUUGGGGAGUAGAUGGGCACCUCAUUAUUUGCCAAAUAGCACAGGCGCAUUUGAAUAAUGCUGCAGCAGAUGCUGUGAGGGAUCUUCUCCCUGCGUACGCCGAGAACGAUCUAAGCAGCCUCUGUUCGUGGGCAGAUCACGUAAAGUUCCGAUACCCGUGGUCGUCGGCACUGCACUACAUCAACACACCUGAUGAUCUCUGCACCUACAGCUAUGACAGAGACUGCAAGGAUGACAGUGGAGAGGCAGGCAGGUGUGUUUCAGGAGCCAUCAAGAAUUACACCAGUCAGCUUCUGACCUAUGGAAAAUCUGCCACUCAAAACCAAUAUAAUCUUACAGAAGCACUUCUCUUCCUUUCUCAUUUCAUAGGGGACGUACACCAGCCACUACAUGUAGGCUUUACCUCUGAUGAGGGGGGGAACACAAUUGAUGUGCACUGGUACAGUAGAAAAACAGUUCUCCACCAUGUGUGGGAUGAUAACAUAAUUGAGACAGCAGAAGAGCAAUUUUAUGACUCCAAUGUUGCAGAAUUUGUUGAUGCCAUUAACCAGAACAUAACAGGGAAGUGGUCAAAUCAAGUUAAGGAAUGGGAGGAUUGCAGUGACAAUAAAACCACAUGCCCAGAUAAGUGUGCAUCUGAAAGUAUCACUGCAGCUUGUGACUGGGCAUACAAGGAUGUGACAGAAGGUUCAGUGUUGAAAGAUGAAUAUUUCCUGAGCAGAUUACCUGCUGUGAACUUGAGGCUUGGUCAAGCUGCAGUUCGAUUAGCUGCAACCCUAAACCGCGUUUUCCGACAAAGCUGAGAUUAAUCGUGCUUUUCGCUUGUGUUUAGUUGCAAAAUAAAUUUUAAACCUCUUUCAAAAGUUUAGAUAUUUUCCUUGCGUCGCAUAAUGUGUCGAUGUUCGUGAUCACUUAU
Ananas comosus (pineapple) is the source of this 1071-nucleotide messenger RNA. RefSeq names its product endonuclease 2. The record is from RefSeq and is a predicted model, not a curated record. Gene Ontology annotation, biological process: DNA catabolic process. Gene Ontology annotation, molecular function: nucleic acid binding; endonuclease activity. The coding region runs from base 71 to 958 and encodes 295 amino acids. NCBI's taxonomy places the organism in Eukaryota, Viridiplantae, Streptophyta, Magnoliopsida, Poales, Bromeliaceae. The transcript has 9 exons.